AACGCGUUGGUUCAUUUAUCAUGAUUGGCUCAUCGAUGUCAACCUCUCACACACGCUCCGACACAGUCACACACAAAAUUAAUCGAAAGAGAAGGUUUCAGCUUCGUGACCUUGACUUUUCUCCUCUCUCCCUUUUCUGUUUGCGCUAUGCAUCAUCAUCGAAUCGCAUCGCACGAUCCGCGUUCGCAUUAAACCCUCUCUGGCCAUGUUCAUCUUCACUUUAAUCUUCUUCUACGUAUCUUGAUUUUCUUCCUUCAUCAAACUUCAUCUCUUCGCUCGCGCCCGAUAAUCUAAUCCAGACAUCCUCUGCUACGCAAAACGAAUGUUGUUGUGAAUUCUUAUAGGUCAGUACCGUACGGAAAAAGGAAUAUAAGGUAGUUCAGGUUAGGGUUUCCAACAGAUGGAAUCGUCACCGUCGUCUUCGUCUUCCUCCUCGUUGUCGUCGUCUUCUGGAAGCGAUGCCGGCGGUGGUGGCGCUCUCACGUGGUUCGGGAUGAGUUUUCCGUUCCGUUCUCCGCUUUCUCUCGUGAUGGAUUACUGCACGCGCGAGGAUUCCGCGGAGCCCGUGAUUAUCAUUCCCCGGACGCGCCCGCGGUUUCAGGUGCCGGCUGAAUCUGCUGCUUCUGUUUCGGCCUCUGACUCUGGCGAUAAUGUGUGCGGCGGCGCUGAGGAGGUGGCGAUACGCAUCAUUGGGGCCGGCGAGCAAGAGAGCGGUUCGUCGCCGUCGUCAUCGAGGAGCCGCGCUGGGGAACCGGGAUGUGAGGAGGCGGCGGUGGUUGGGAGGAGCGGGAUGCUGUCGUCGGAGGCUCGCCGGCGAAUGGCUGAGGAGAGGGUGCCGUUGGUGUCUUUGGAUGAUGGGAUUGGUGGCGGUAGGGAUUCUUCUUCGUCUUCCUCUACCUACCAGAGGUAUGAUAUUCAGCAGGUUGCGAAGUGGAUUGAACAGAUUCUUCCGUUCUCCCUCUUGCUGUUGAUUGUUUUCAUCCGCCAGCAUUUGCAAGGUUUCUUUGUCACAAUUUGUAUAUCUGCUGUGAUGUUCAAGUCAAAUGAAAUUGUUAAAAAGCAGACUGCCUUGAAGGGAGAUCGGAAAGUCUCUGUUCUUCUUGGUAUCUCUUUUGCCUUUAUGCUGCAUGUUAUAUGCAUUUACUGGUGGUAUCGAAAUGAUGAUCUUUUAUACCCACUGGCCAUGCUUCCACCAAAGACAAGUCCACCUUUCUGGCAUACAAUAUUCAUCAUUUUGGUUAACGAUACAUUGGUGAGGCAAGCAGCAAUGGCUUUGAAGUGUUUAUUGCUUAUUUACUACAAAAAUGGAAGAGGCCAUAACUUUCGUCGGCAGGGUCAAAUGUUAACUCUGAUUGAGUACACUCUUCUGCUGUAUCGUGCCUUGUUGCCAACACCAGUUUGGUACCGAUUUUUCUUGAACAAGGAUUAUGGAAGCCUGUUUUCCUCACUGACCACAGGAUUGUAUUUAACUUUCAAGCUAACAUCAGUUGUUGAGAAGGUCCAAUGCUUUGUUUCUGCCUUAAAAGCAUUAUCAAAAAAGGAAGUUCAUUAUGGGGUUUAUGCUACAACAGAACAGGUGAGUGCCGCUGGUGACAUGUGUGCUAUAUGCCAGGAGAAGAUGCAGGCUCCCAUAUUGUUGAGCUGUAAACACAUGUUCUGCGAAGAGUGUGUAUCUGAAUGGUUUGAGAGAGAACGGACUUGCCCAUUAUGCAGGGCAUUGGUAAAACCAGCUGAUCUUCGGACCUUUGGAGAUGGAUCAACAAGCCUAUUUUUUCAGCUGUUUUAAGUUCACAUUGUUCGGCUUGUUGGGUCAUAUUUUUAAGCCAAAAAUCUUCCUGGGAAAUGUUUGGUACAAUUUUCCAUUAAUGGUUUCUAAUGAAAUUGAAAUUGGAAAAACGAAUAACAGAUAGUUCUAUACAUGGCUAAGGUAUAAGUUUUUCUAGUGUAAUGAGGUCAGAUGUACAAAGGGCUAUAGACAGCUGGCAUAUGAAAUCCGCGUGGAUCUCUUAACCUUAUACGCACAUCAAACGUGCUGGAAACAUUUUGUUUAUAAUGAUACAUUUCAAAUUAAUUCCCCAUUUCCCCUCA
This is a messenger RNA of Vigna angularis (adzuki bean), 2088 nucleotides long. RefSeq lists its product as uncharacterized. Gene Ontology annotation, biological process: positive regulation of ERAD pathway. The record is from RefSeq and is a predicted model, not a curated record. Gene Ontology annotation, molecular function: ubiquitin protein ligase activity. The coding region runs from base 401 to 1786 and encodes 461 amino acids. Lineage: Eukaryota; Viridiplantae; Streptophyta; Magnoliopsida; Fabales; Fabaceae. The transcript has 8 exons.